AUGGAAGGAGAGAGUUCAAAGACAUACGAGGAUUUUGAAGCUGAGGAUUUGGAAGUUGUAGAGUCAACCGAUCCUGAUUGGCUGACAAUUCCGAAAUGCCGAGGAAAUAUUGGAAGGCUGUUUGAGUACAACAAACCUAAGCCGGCUCUCAUAAAAGGAGAACUUUACGCUUCAGUAGAAAGUCUUCCAACUUUUGUCCUGGAAGAUGAUCGACCUGAUUGGAAAUGUCUAGUCUGUUUGUGUAGUGGUGAAAAGGGUGAAGAAUUGGUUGAGUUUCCGUGCCGAGAACACCAUCUCCACCUUGAGUGUGGGAAGCGAUUGCUUAAAAGUGACAACAAGUGUCCACACUGUCACAAGGAGAUGUUAACAGGCAACGCUGCCUAUGAUAGCUGGCUAAUUAAAAAGGAUGAAGAGGAAUAA
Nicotiana tabacum (common tobacco) is the source of this 420-nucleotide messenger RNA. The record is from RefSeq and is a predicted model, not a curated record. NCBI's taxonomy places the organism in Eukaryota, Viridiplantae, Streptophyta, Magnoliopsida, Solanales, Solanaceae.